AUGAGCCUCUUCCAUCCGAAUCGCCACUCAGCACAGCCAAGCCCGCCAAAAGUCCCAUAUUUGGCGUCACCCGAGGACUUGACGAGUCCAGAAUCGUUGAACAACAAUCAAAGGCGGGAAUUCGACCCGGAUUUGUACGAGGAUCGAUACAAUGAUCCAUUCGAAAUCGAGCCUCGAGUGCAUCAACGAGCGCCGAAUCGGCAAUCCUUUGAAGAACCGUAUCCGGAAGACUUUGACGAUGAAGAAAAGGAAGAGGAACAUGAGAGAACGCCGAUGUUGAGAAUUUAUGCACAACUUGUGCGGGGUGGGACGGUGGAAAACGUGGAAGUGAUCAAGACGAAAACCGGUCUACUCGUCAAUCAUUUGCUGUCGAACGCGAGCCGAGCCUGGGGGCCCCACACGGAUACCGGAAAGAAGGCGAUCAUUGAGAACUCGAAUGUUGCGUGUGCAUUGCGGGACCCAGCGGGGCAAUAUUUCGGCGGGCUGCGGGGUUUGGUAAAUGUAGGAGAUUGG
Mesorhabditis belari is the source of this 513-nucleotide messenger RNA. Lineage: Eukaryota; Metazoa; Nematoda; Chromadorea; Rhabditida; Rhabditidae. The record is from the annotation of a GenBank genome assembly.